Messenger RNA from Ostertagia ostertagi, 918 nucleotides. Lineage: Eukaryota; Metazoa; Nematoda; Chromadorea; Rhabditida; Trichostrongylidae. The record is from the annotation of a GenBank genome assembly.
GAAGAUGUACACAUAUUCGCCAAUUCCAUAUACGGCAUAAAUGAAGCAACGUGUGAUUGGGAGACGUUGUUACUCGAAUUCGAGAAGAAAAAUGAAUUCAAAAAUUCUGAAAGCGAUGGAGCGAAAGACGAAUGCCUGCCGUCCGUUUCGCGAUCUCAUGAUCGUAGUGUGGAGAUGUUUUCGAAUACAAUGCCAGCACCAGAGGACAAGGAGAUACGUACCGCUACUACUGGAUCUAGCUCGGAUGCGCCUAUAGAACGCGGUUUUGAAAAGGAAGAGAACCCAUCAGACCAUGAAGCUACAAUUUAUUCCAAGAAACCCAUGCCGCCGGAAGAUCCUCAAUGUGCCACAAAUUUUAGUAGAAACGGAUCAGAAAGUUUGCUUGGCGUUCCAACUGAUCAUUAUGUGACUACUGUGAAGGAAAUCGAAGACGAAGACCUUUUGGUAGUCAGAAGUUGCAUACGUGACCUUCUCGAACGCUUAGAGAGGAUUGAAAGUAGUGAUAGGUCCACUGCUGCAACAACAUUCGAGGAGAAAGAGCACCAAAUAAGCAUCUCGGCUGUCCCAGAAAGCUCUUCGAAAUCAGGGCAUGAACAAAGCGAACAUGAACGUGAAAAGGCGACUGUUGAUCCAAAGAAAGUUCCUCUUUCUCGACAGGAAGACGGCGAAGCAUCGAAUAAGCAAGUGCAGGAUGAAGAUGAAGAAUGGGACAGUAUAGGGAUCACCGAAGCGAAAGUCGACAGAAAUCAGAUAUUACAGGAUCUACGCACAUUCACAUGGGUUCUAGACACACUUGAAAAGUGGCCGGACUGUCCAUCAGCUACGAAGGAGAAAGUUUUAUUGAUGGCUUUGAACUGCCACUGCGAUUUGAUCAAAGAGCGAGCGUUGAAGAUAAAAGAAGAUGUCGGCCUCAAUUAG